GUAAUUAACAGGCUAGGAUUAAACUCCUUAGGACCAUUCAGUCCCAAAGAGAGGAUUAUUGAAUACAUGAUCUCGGAUGAUGCUGAUGGUGGGCCCCUUGUAUCCAUGGAUGUCAGGGACUUCGUGAUGACAGUGGGGUCACGGUCUCCCUCCCCCGGGGGUGGCUCUGUGUCAGCCCUGGCAGCAAGUCUUGGUGCCUCCCUUGGGAGUAUGGUGGGGUUCCUGACCUAUGGAAACAGGAAAUAUUACGAGCUGGAUGGUAAGAUGAGAGAACUGAUCCCCCCGCUGUACAAAGCCAUGAAAGACCUCAUGCAGUUUGUGGAUGCUGAUGCCGCAGCGUACAGUGAAUACAUGUUGGCAACAAAAUUACCAAAAGAAACAGAAGAAGAUAGAAUGAUGAGAGAUUAUGCCAUGCAGGAAGGUCUGAAGACAGCUAUACAGGUUCCACUCACCGUGUCUAGAAUUGCCAAUCAGUUAUGGCCAACCAUCAAAGAAUUAGCUGCUAUCUGUAACAUUAACUGUAAAUCGGACCUACAAGUUGGAGUGAGAAUGUUAGAAACUGGUGUAUGGGGAACAUUUUACAAUGUAAACACUAACCUGGCUGAUCUAAAGGAUCCAGAGUUUACAUCUCAGGUCAAAGAAGAAAUGUCUGCUGCUAUUAAAUAUGCACAAGAGGAGUGCGCUGCAAUAUUAAAAAUCCUUGAGGGACGUAAAGAGUAAAAAUCAAUUGUGUUCAAAACUAAACUGCAAUAAAACCGUCCAUUGUUGUGUGCCUGUUGUGGAGAUUUGGUUGUUAUGGGAUUUUAAUCAGAUUUGUGAUGUAGUUUUUAGGAUAUCUAGUAGAUAUUAGGAUAUCACUAGUAGAUAUUAGGAUUUCUAAAAGAUGUUAGAAUAUCUAGAUAUCAGGAACAGUUGUGUUCAAGAUAUAGUUUUUAUUCAUUUGUUGAAAGUUUGGACCAAUUUAAUUCUUAGAUUUUAAGAAUUUGUCCAAUUUUAAUCUGAGAAUCGAUAACGUUUGAAUUUGUGAAAUAAAAAGAAUGUUUCAUGAGGCAAAUUUAAACUGUACAAUAUACACACAUAUACACGUAUAUAGUGUAUUUAAGUGAUCAGAUUUAAGAGAUGUAGUUUACCAGUGACAUAAAGCAUUUGUAUUUUUAAUUUAAAAUGAUUUUUACAAUUGUCAAUGUGCAUUGUUUCCCUUUAGUAUAAUUUCAGAGUACAGUGUGUGUGGCACUUUUUUAUGUACUAAUAAUGCAGUGUGAAAAGGCUUUACCAAAUUUAACCAUUGUGCUUAUUUUGCUUAUGUGAUGAGAAGCUUUUAGUUUUUAUAGAAGUAGAAAAAAAGACAGUUUUAAGACACAUAUAUGAAUUCUCUAUACGAAUUGUGAAAUCCAUUUUUUGUAUGCCAGCUUGCAUAUGAAAGUACUUUUUCUCUUAAAAUAUUUAUUUUCUGUCAAACUGCUGUUUCAAAUUGUUUGUUUAUAGAUUUAUAUAAUUGUGAUUGUUAAGCAUUGUUAUGAAAGCAAUAUCAUAAUUAAUUUAUGGACGAUGGAAACACAUCACAUUUUAA
Saccostrea cuccullata (small rock oyster) is the source of this 1570-nucleotide messenger RNA. RefSeq names its product formimidoyltransferase-cyclodeaminase-like. Lineage: Eukaryota; Metazoa; Mollusca; Bivalvia; Ostreida; Ostreidae. The record is from RefSeq and is a predicted model, not a curated record. Gene Ontology annotation, molecular function: catalytic activity. The annotation marks the transcript as partial. The transcript is spliced from 7 exons.